CGACAAAGAAUUAUUAUUGUCCAGUAACGGGGGCGGUUUGGAUAUUGCAAAAAGAAUGCCCCUGUCCCGUCCCCUCCUAUUUUAUGGCCAACCCCAUUCUGCUAUUUGGAUACUAAGUAAUGGAGGGAUUGGCUUUGAACAGUCGGCACGUCAAUACAGAGCAAAUAUAUUACCUAGCAAUGUUAGAAUAAUCGCUCCCUUUUGGAAUAGAAAUGAUUUGAGAGUUGGGGGCAAAAUAUUCUAUCGAGAAGUUACCGGCGGCCGUGUACUCGACCGUGGUCAAAGCGAAAUACGUUACCAAUACGAACUUGAAGUUAAAGUACACACUGCAGUGCUGGUUACAUUUGAUAAAAUGCAGCCUGUGGGGACUGAUCCUUUACCUGACGAAAAUACCAACACUUUCCAAUUAGCCCUCUUCUCCACAAGCAAUGGAACUUUUGCUAAUUUUAUUUACAGCAAUAUUGGAUGGACCCAAGGGGCAGAAGCCGGUUUUAAUGCUGGGGAUGGAAACAAUUUCUUUGCCCUUCCAACCUCUGGCACUGGAAAUAUUAUGUAUUUGGAGGAUUAUGGAAAUACUGGCAUCCCAGGAGAAUGGAUGUUUAUUUUGGGAGAUGAAAGAAUUCAACGAUGCAAGGCUGGAAUUAAGGGGGAUACUUGUGAUGAAGCUUGCAAAGCUGGCGAAUUUGGUCCUGAUUGUGUUCGUUGCUGUCAUUGUGCAGAGGGUACUUGUCAUGAAGCUACUGGUGAAUGUAAAAAGGGUGAAUGUUCACAGUGCUGGACAGGGAUUGCUUGUCAACAAAAACAAUCCCGUUGUUCAAACAAAGGCUCAAAAUGUGCCCAAAAUGCUCUACAAAUGACAGAUUAUAAUAAAUGUGGAGAACCUCAAUAUCGUUGCGAGUGUUUGGCAGGCUUUACAGGGGAUCCUUACACUGAAUGUUCAGAUGUGGAUGAAUGUACUCGACAACCAAGCGUUUGCCACCAACUGGCACAGUGUUCAAAUACACCGGGAAGAUUUUUCUGUCAAUGUCCUGAAGGGUUUCAAGGCGAUGGUAUUUCUGAAUGUGUUGCUUCAUUCCUCUAUCCUUUUGACCAAUCUCAUUUACUUCCUUCAAAUGAAAAGGAUGGAAGAGUUAUGGAAUGGAGAUUAAGUCAUCCUCUUCGAAUAUUUGGACGUGACAGGGACACUAUUUGGCUGACAAAUAAUGGAUUGAUUUUGGUGAAGGGGGCCAAGAAUGUUCCUUCUAUAAGGGAUGAACAACACAAACUUGAUGGGAUGGAUGUUCAAGGGGUUGCCCCACUCUUUGUGCCCAUCGAUAUGACUUCAAACGGAAAAAUUCUAGUCGAAGAAACAACCGAUCCUCGUAUAUUAGGCAAAGCAGCCCAAUUAAUUAAUACACAAUUGGGUGCUUCUUCCGAACAACAACCUCGUUUUGUAGCAACACACGCCUUAUUAGUAACUUACUCAAAUGUUAGUAUAGGCAUGUCUAAAACAACAAAAGAAGCUACAAAUACCUUCCAAGCACUCUUAAUUGGUGGAAAAGACAGGCAAAAAAGAGGGGAAAGUUCUACUGUUACUUUUGUUCAGUUUCUUUAUCGGCUCCGGACAGAGACAACUCUAUUUUAUUGCCUGGUUCGGGUACUGAAGGUAUUGAACAGCUUAGUCAACUCAGCAAUGCACGGUGUGUUUAUUGAGGGGACAUUUUGUCCCAUAGAGGGGACAUUUUGUCCCAAAAAAAUUUUUUUAAAUCAAACUUUUUUCUUUUUCAGUUCCCAAGGAAUUUGGCUCUAUCGAAUAGACGAUUUGGUCCCUUCAGCCUGUUUAAGACCAGAAUUACAACCUCCCUAUUGUGACACACUCUCUGCAAGUCUCUCAGGACCGUCUAAGCCUAUAGAAAAUUCUAUAGCAUCAGCACAACCAAAUACUUCCCCAAAUCCUCCAGAAGAGAAAGAAAAAAUUAAAGGGGAGGAGGAAGAGGAGGGGGAAAAUUUUGACAAAGGAAGAGAACAACAACAACACCAAAAUUUGCCUGAUUUUUCAAGGGAAGAGCAAAGCGGUGAAGAGAAACAAUUUCAAUUACAACCUUCACCAACAAUUUUGCCCAAUAAAAAACCAGCAAUUGUGCAAAUUCAAAGUAGAGAGUUUGAAAUGCCCCCAGACGCAUUUGAAGAUUUUAAUAUUCGAACAACAAUAAAAACAACUACAACAACAAACAUUCCCACAAACAUCCCAACAUUUAAUAAAAAUAACGAUAAAAACAAAUGGUUGUCAUCGCAACAACAAGAAAAACAUGAAGAGGAGAGAGAAGAAGAAAAUGAGGGAGAACAACAUGUAAUUAUACCAGAAUUAGUCAAUUUACAAACAAAACAGACAACAACAACAAAAACAUUACAACAAACAACACCUCAACAACAAACAUUGUUUUCUGCUAAAACAACAGAAAAAGUUGCAAGUUUACCAAGUUUUGUUCCAAUAGAAAAAUCUCCAUCAAAAAUUGUUUUUGAUGGACGUUUUCAACAUAAAAUUGAAGAUGAAAGUUUAUUUAAUGGAAAUAAUAAUAAUAGUGGUGUUUUCCCUUCACCUCCACCAAUGGAAACUAUCUGGCCUGUAGAAGACAAGGAAAACAUGAAACAAACAAAACAUGAAAAACACGAAGAAAUGGAAAAUGUUGGGGAAGAAGAAAACAACGAAAACAACAAACAAACCAGUAAAAACAUGCAAGACAACAAAAACAUUAAAAACAACAUCACACAAACAGAAAACACAAAAACAUUGUUGCCAACAAGUUUAAUAUCAGAAGAAACUUCAACAACAUUAAUUACAACAACUAUGGAAGAUAGAAACAACUUACUCUUUGUUUUUAAUAAUACAAAAACGAAGCCUGUUGCUACAACCAAAAAAGUUGUUAUUCAAACAAAACCUAGCACCACUCAAGUACCCAAACAUAAACAAGAAAAUCCGGAUGGUGAUGAUUUGUUAAUGGAAGAUUGGGGUAGUGAUAGAGAAAGUGGAAGUGACUCUCUAUUAGAAGGGGUUGUUACUCCAAAUAAGCUAUCCAUAGUUAUUCCUAUAGCUAUUGUUCUUGUUUGGUUGGUAGUUCUGCUUGUUGUCGCUAUAUUUUUGUGUUGUCGAAGAAGGUUAGAUUUGUCUACAAUUAAUUUUUCUUUUGUCUAG
Molecule: messenger RNA, 3172 nt
Organism: Meloidogyne enterolobii
Lineage: Eukaryota; Metazoa; Nematoda; Chromadorea; Rhabditida; Meloidogynidae
Source: the annotation of a GenBank genome assembly